Messenger RNA from Etheostoma cragini (Arkansas darter), 2303 nucleotides. RefSeq lists its product as uncharacterized. Bases 152 to 1477 code for a protein of 441 amino acids. NCBI's taxonomy places the organism in Eukaryota, Metazoa, Chordata, Actinopteri, Perciformes, Percidae. Gene Ontology annotation, cellular component: mitochondrion. The record is from RefSeq and is a predicted model, not a curated record. The transcript is spliced from 8 exons. Gene Ontology annotation, biological process: glycerophospholipid biosynthetic process.
AAAUUCUAAGCGAGGAUGCCUACGACGAAAAAAAAACAAAAAAAUAACCUCAUCAGCCAGUGCGGCCGGACCGAGCCGGCUCUCGCUUCGUGCCCGGUCGUUUCGGUUGAUAUUGUUUUCUCUAUUUUAAACCCGGCGAUAAACAAAAGGGAUGAGGGGACUCCUGACGUUUUACCGGGGCCUGUGCACCCUGAGUAACCGUCAAGCCAGACGAAAAGCUGGGAUUGUCGGUUCUCGGUGCGGGGUUUGCGGAACUCAGUCUAAUAGCAAGCCACAGCCAAACUUUGGGCUGUUGUUUGACAUUGAUGGUGUGCUUGUCCGGGGCAGGAUGCCAAUCCCUGCUGCAAAGAAGGCGUUCGAGAAGUUGGUCGACUCUCAGGGACAUUUUGUGUUGCCAGUUGUGUUUGUCACAAAUGCGGGGAAUUGCCUCCGACAAACAAAAGCAGACCAGCUCGCUCACAUCCUGGGAGUCCCUAUUACACAAGAUCAAGUCAUCAUGUCCCACAGUCCCCUGAGGAUGUUUAAUAAGUUCCAUGACAAGUGUGUGCUGGUGUCAGGACAGGGACCAGUCCUGGAAAUUGCUACAAACGUGGGCUUUACGAAUGUUGUAAGUGUUGACAUGCUGAGGGAAUCCUUCCCAUUGCUGGACAUGGUGGAUCACAACAGGAGACCCAAGUUGCCGUCCAAUCCUGUUGGCAACCUCCCUAAGAUUGAUGCCGUGGUUCUGUUCGGGGAGCCAAUUCGAUGGGAGACCAACCUCCAGCUGAUAAUAGACCUCUUGUUGACCAAAGGGAACCUCAGCAGUGUUCACCAAACCCAAAACAUGCCUCAUCUCCCCCUGCUGGCCUGCAACAUGGACCUCAUGUGGAUGGCUGAGGCCCAUUCUCCCCGGUUUGGCCAUGGGACAUUUCUGGUUUGCCUAGAGAACAUCUAUAAGAAGAUAACAGGUCAAGACCUGAAGUAUGAGGCGCUCAUGGGAAAACCGAGUGAGCUGACCUACCAUUUUGCAGAGUACCUCAUCAGAGCCCAGGCCAUGCAGAUGCAAUGGAAACGUCCUGUCACUGCCCUUUAUGCCAUAGGGGAUAACAUCAUGACUGACAUCUAUGGCGCCAAUCUAUACAACCGCUACCUGGAGGAGAGAGUUACUCGAAAGAACCCCAAAGCUGUUGCUAAGAUGGUCUCCGCCACAGGGUCCAGCACUGCAGUACCCCAGGAGGAGGAGAGGGAUAAUCUGUGGGAGAGCGAGCUAGCGCUGCCCUCCGCCACUUCCUGUAAGUCUAUCCUAGUAUGCACAGGGGUGUACAACCCCAACGUAGAAGUGCCGUCGGAUGCAAGUCACUGCAUCAAAGAGACUGUGUUCCACGGCCACCGGGACUUCAGAUUUGACCCCGCGCUGGUGGAGCCAGACCACAUUGUGCAGGAUGUGGCAGAAGCUGUAGACCUCAUCUUUGAGCUGGAGAGGUUUGUGCCUCAAUAGAGUUUUUAGCCAACAGGGGUUGUGUUAUUAUGAAAGUCCUAUAGUCGGGAGGGGGAGGGGGAGCAUUACACUGGGUAAACCACUCAAUGCAUACCCCAUGUAGGAGCCGUGCACUGUGGACAUUGGCAGACAAAAAAUGGGUCGUCUUCUAAACUUUCCUUGGUGAGAAAAACCUAAUCAUGUAACGGUAACUGUCAACUGCUCCUUAACAUUCUAUAUGUGAUUACCUUUUAUUACCUGUUUACGUUAUGGAAACAUUUAAGGAACUGCCUUAUUUGACCCUACUAUGUUUUGUUCUGUUUAAGUUGAUAGCCAUGUUUUAGAUAAUUCCAAAUCCUGAAAUGAUCUUUAUAUUUAUUACAAGAAUUUACCAGUGUUUUUAAGAAGCCUAUUCAGAUAACUGUUGACCCUUAUUCUAAUGGUGGCUUUUCAUUAUUACAAUUUUAAUCAUUUGUUUACCCAUCUAUUCUGUUCUCCGCAUGAACAUGAGAGUAAAACUUGUACUGUAAAAACAACAGUUUGAUGUGCUGUAUCAUCCUCUAGUAGUACUGUCUGUCUGCAUUAUGAGAGCCUUGACCAGUAAUUUGCACAGAUCAGAGAUCAUCGUUAAAUGUUACCGUAUUUUCCUGCCAUACCCUGUUUAUUAUGAUGUAGAACUUAAUUUGUAUGCUUCAUAUUGUAAUUCCAAAAGCAAAACUAUAUAGACAUUUAAAUACAGUCAAAAAACCUUUACCGCUUUAUUUUUGAUCAUUUGUAGUAUUUGACUCAUUUUAAAUACCUUAGCAUAAAAACGUACAAGGAAUCGUUAAACUUGCUUUGCAAACUG